AUGGAGCAGUUUCCUUUCGGUCGUAGGGACCACAGCGGCGGCUGCCGACCCCACCUGGCCCCGGGGCUGCGGGCCGCUCCUUCUGCGUCGGCCCCGCGGCCUGUGUCGUCGGGGGUCCCGGUGUCUGCGGCUUUUCUGCAGCCUCCUGGUCUGAUUCUGCGAUCCACCGCGGGCGCGGUUCGCGGAGGAUGCGCUCCCGGCCCGGGGCUGGAUAGGGCGCUGGGGGCGGUGGGCUGCGGCUACCCGCGGACCCCGAAGUGCGCCCGCUGUCGCAACCACGGUGUGGUGUCGGCGCUCAAGGGCCACAAGCGCUUCUGCCGCUGGCGGGACUGCGCGUGUGCCAAGUGCACCCUGAUCGCCGAGAGGCAGCGCGUCAUGGCCGCGCAGGUGGCGCUGCGCAGGCAGCAGGCGCAGGAGGAGAGCGAGGCCCGCGGGCUGCACCGCCUCCUGUACCCCGGGCCGUCGGGGCCCGGGGCUCCGGCGGCGUCGGGAGGCAGCGGCAGGACUGAGAGUCUCCAGGUCGUGCGCAGCUCUGGGGCUGUGGCUAUGCUGGGAGCGGGGGCCUCUAGGCACCCUGGGAGCCGGGCGGUCCCCGCUUUCGAGGUUUUCCAGCAAGACUGCGCGGAGGGAAAGCAGGAACCAAAAGAGAGAAACUGUGAGUCGUGUCAUAGUAGACAUGAAGACCCAGUCUCCAAUCCCCAUCAUUGUUCUCUGGGAACAUCUAAGGGUAAUGGCACCAUCGAGAAACAAGCCUUCAUGUCAUCUUUUGCAGAACACUCAGACAAAUCCACCAUCAUCCUGUCUCCUUCCCCCACGGAGCAGUCAGGAGGAGAGGAUAGUCCCAGGUCCUUCUCUUCCUCUGACCUGGAAUCAGGGAAUGAAAGCGAGUGGCUCAGAGACUAUCUUGCUACCAAAGCCAGACUCUCCACGGUGAACUCAAGACCGCGAGACCCUCUCGGAAUUCUCACCAGGAUUUUUCCAGGUUACAGGCGUAACCGCCUAGAAGGUAUUCUACAGUUCUGCAAGGGAGAUGUAGUCCAAGCUAUUGAGCAUAUCUUAAACGGAAAAGAACACAAGCCAGACUGCAGGGACCUCGCACAUGCAGACUUGGAAAAUGCAGCCUUUCAGAGAGCUUCGGAGUUUAGUCUUGCUGGCAUUGGCUUUGGGACUCUUAGUAAUAAAUCAGCCCUCUCUCCCCUUGAAGCCACGUCUGCUGCUUACGGAGGAGAUUCAAGUCUCUAUAGUUUCAAUCCUAGACUAGCUUUCAGCCCGCUGCGCCUGGCAUAUUCUUCUCCAGGAAGAGCGCUGUCUGGUUUCGUGUCGCCCUACCUAACGCCUGGACUGGUGCCAGCAUUGCCGUUUCAGCCAGCUUUGGAUUAUGCCUUUCCAGGGAUGGUUAGGGAGCAGUCCCACCUUUCCAGCAAGCACUUAGUAACUGGUGGUAGACUUUAUUUCAGGCCCAAUCAGGAACAUCUGUAACACAUCCAGUCUACCAUUCUGUAGUGUUUCUGUAAUCACCCAACCCGCACGCACAUGCACACGCAAAAUCUGUUAAUGUACUUCAUUGAGUAUAUGAGUAGCUUCCCAGUUUAAGUGGUAUUUUCUAAGCAGUAUAAUAGACUUUAAAUUUGAAGACUUUUCUUUAGCAUUUGUUAAAAAAAAUGUACAUUAUAUGUGCCUUGAAUAGACCUAUUUCAGGAAAUAAUUUUAUUUUAAACUAUUGAAUUUUCUUCGUAAAUUAACACUAUUAUUGUAAAGCCAUACCUGCUUUUUAUUUUAUUGCAAAGUUUGCUUUAUAGUUGUAAAAAUUUGUAAAAAGCAACUUAUAUAGUAGAAAAUGAGCAAGGGAGAGGGUUGGGAAGAUUGUGGUUAUUACUCUAAAAGGAAUCCCUCUCCCUCUCUGUCUCUAGCGUCUUUUCCCUUCCCCCUUCUCCUCUUCUGCCACAGGUGAGCAGGAAGUUAUUCCAAGUAUUUAAAAAUAUUUUAU
Molecule: messenger RNA, 1987 nt
Organism: Psammomys obesus (fat sand rat)
Lineage: Eukaryota; Metazoa; Chordata; Mammalia; Rodentia; Muridae
Gene: Dmrta1
Product: DMRT like family A1
Exons: 2
Coding region: 1-1479 (492 amino acids)
Biological process (GO): sex differentiation; regulation of transcription by RNA polymerase II
Cellular component (GO): nucleus
Molecular function (GO): RNA polymerase II cis-regulatory region sequence-specific DNA binding; DNA-binding transcription factor activity, RNA polymerase II-specific; protein binding
Source: RefSeq, a predicted model, not a curated record